AUGUCUCUGCCUUGGUACUACCUCGAAAAGCCCACGCGAGUAAUCUUGUUAAGGUGUUACUAUGCGCUAUGCGCUUUCACUUAUCCAGUAUUUGUUGGAUUGAACUGGAAAAGUUAUGCACCCAAACGAGCUGAGGUACUAGCGGGAAAAUCUCUGAGAGAGGAGAUACUCAAUCCGUUGAAUAUUAAGAAAUAA
Molecule: messenger RNA, 195 nt
Organism: Strongylus vulgaris
Lineage: Eukaryota; Metazoa; Nematoda; Chromadorea; Rhabditida; Strongylidae
Source: the annotation of a GenBank genome assembly